UACUACAGAUACCAAUUUCAGCUUUAAGAAAUUCCGAUUCUCUGUUUGGGCGUUAAAUCGGAAAAUUCAUCCUUGUAAUGAUCACGGUGGAGGUUAACGCAAAUGCUGGUAUCCCUUACCAUUUUCUCGCCCUGGAAAAGAAUGGACAAUUACGUGAAUUACGGAAAUGAUUCACUUUGGUCUCAGCUGGGCUCAUCCUGGACGCCGCAUUAGAACGGUUUGCACACAUACGCCCGAGCUUUUUGCUCGGAGAAUAUCUUAUCAAGACAUCUACAUUCACACUUCUGCUCUCAUCACGAGUUGCAUUCCAGAACCCCCAACAAUGCUCCAGUCCAAAAGUCUAUCGAGAUUGCUUACCCAAUCUUUAUCCCAGUCACUGCUCUUGGUGCCGUCCGCCACCACAUCUGCCUCGCCCUUAGCCAUCUCUUUGAUCACCAACGAAGGUGAGCUCAUCUGUUCCUACUUCUCUCCCAGCGCCCCACCCUCACCCUCUGUCUCUCCCUCUGAAAUCACCACUCUUCUCAAAGAUGACUUGAAGAUCUAUGCGAUUUUUGUGAUGGAUGCCUUCAAAAAGCAGGAACUGACGGAGUUCAUGGAGUUGGACAUUGACUCUUACACACUCUUGUUACGCCGGAUUAGCCAGGAUGGUUUGUUCACACUCAUGGUAAUUGCCAAGGAUUUCCCCAAGGGCUUUGCCAUUACCAAGUUAGAAAAGUUGAACACAGUUCUAAAAGAAGGUUUGAAAGGUUUCCAAUGGUAGAACCCAGAUUUUCACCUCAGUGAAAUGUGCCAUAGUGAUGAGUUAUAGAGUUUAUUGUGGAGCUUGCAGAUUCACCGAGACAAGUAUUCCAGUGCUACCAGUGUCCGGCCAAAUGUCCGUCCUAAGUCUCGAGACCAGGAAGUAUCUAGAAGUCUCGCCCGCGUUUCACGGCUAGGACACAUUGUCCCUCAAUAUAUCGUAAUACAAGACUGUUGUUGCAGACGUAAAAGCAUAAAAAUAUAGGCCGAGCCCAAAGUAUUUCCUUCCGAGAGCAAUAUCUGAGAUAUUACAUGGUUAAACUGCUCCAAUGAACCAACUCC
Molecule: messenger RNA, 1080 nt
Organism: Babjeviella inositovora NRRL Y-12698
Lineage: Eukaryota; Fungi; Ascomycota; Pichiomycetes; Serinales
Exons: 1
Coding region: 167-760 (197 amino acids)
Source: RefSeq, a predicted model, not a curated record